Drosophila teissieri is the source of this 840-nucleotide messenger RNA. RefSeq lists its product as uncharacterized. Bases 1 to 840 code for a protein of 279 amino acids. Lineage: Eukaryota; Metazoa; Arthropoda; Insecta; Diptera; Drosophilidae. The record is from RefSeq and is a predicted model, not a curated record. The transcript has 2 exons.
AUGAGCAGCGAUCAAAAGAAUGAGCGUAGAAGCUCCGUCAACCCAAGAAAUGGUUGCUACUCCUAUUUCUCAACAAGAGAUAUAGAUCAAAAUCAGAAGUCGACAAAGAGCAACUCGACUCUACUGACCGUCGACAGCAAGAGAGCCAGCUCUUGCUCACCCUCUCUGCUCACCCCGACUCCCGCAUCAUGGAGUUACCAAUGCCAAACCCCAUCACCGCCGGAUUCGCUGAAGGAAGCUCCAACAACAAGCAGUGCUAAAAUUUCUGCAGCAAACUCACCACCAAUAAUUAAACCAACUACCAAUACUGCGAGUUCGGUCCCAACGGCCGCACAACAAAAUAAAAUGGCAACUAAAACAGUUAGCCUCGAUAAGCAACAAGCGGUCCCGGCUAUACAGACCGGUAUGGACCGCUACAUCCAGAUUAAGCGCAAGCUUAGUCCACCCAACACGGUUAGCAAUAAACCAAAGAUCAAUCGAACCAACAAAAGCACCGAUCAAACGAGGAGCUCCAAUGAAAACCGAUUCUCCAUCUUAGCAGAGGCGGACAACAACCAACCAGAGUUGGGGCAGGAGACCCAAAGGAAACCUAAGCCCCCACCUAUUUACAUAAGGGAAAAAAGUUCAAGCGCCCUGGUCAACAAAAUUGUUGCGCUGAGAUAUAGAUCAAAAUCAGAAGUCGACAAAGAGCAACUCGACUCUACUGACCGUCGACAGCAAGAGAGCCAGCUCUUGCUCACCCUCUCUGCUCACCCCGACUCCCGCAUCAUGGAGUUACCAAUGCCAAACCCCAUCACCGCCGGAUUCGCUGAAGGAAGCUCCAACAACAAGCAGUGCUAA